AUGAGUAAAAUUUCAGAUACUGCAUUGCAUAAUUCUGACUAUGAGAUAAAGGAACAAGAUAGGUUUUUGCCUAUUGCAAAUGUUGGAAGAGUGAUGAAGAAAGCGUUGCCACCACAUGCAAAACUAUCAAAAGAAUCAAAAGAAUGCAUCCAAGAGUGUGUUUCGGAGUUUAUUUCGUUCAUAACAAGUCAUGCUUCAGAUAGAGGUCGCUUAGAAAAGAGAAAAACACUCAACGGAGAAGACAUACUAUGGUCGAUGUAUAUACUAGGAUUCGAGAAUUAUUCAGAAACAUUGAAAAUAUACUUAGCCAAGUAUAGACAAGUAUGUAUUUUUAUUCAUUCCGUUUUCAUACGUGAAGCCAUUACUAAGACUUUAGUUUGA
Molecule: messenger RNA, 381 nt
Organism: Debaryomyces hansenii CBS767
Lineage: Eukaryota; Fungi; Ascomycota; Pichiomycetes; Serinales; Debaryomycetaceae
Gene: HAP3
Product: Hap3p
Exons: 2
Coding region: 1-381 (126 amino acids)
Biological process (GO): regulation of transcription by RNA polymerase II
Cellular component (GO): CCAAT-binding factor complex
Molecular function (GO): RNA polymerase II cis-regulatory region sequence-specific DNA binding; protein heterodimerization activity; DNA-binding transcription activator activity, RNA polymerase II-specific
Source: RefSeq, a predicted model, not a curated record